Arctia plantaginis is the source of this 243-nucleotide messenger RNA. The record is from the annotation of a GenBank genome assembly. Lineage: Eukaryota; Metazoa; Arthropoda; Insecta; Lepidoptera; Erebidae.
AUGUUUGAUGUUGUACUUUGUGCAGCGUCGUCACAGAGCUGUCGGUCUGUGGCGGCAGACUCGGCGGCGGCGGCCACGGCGCGCGCCGGCCCGCCACUCACUUCGCGCGCUCGUCUGUCCUCCGGCCGCCUCGCCGCGGUCCGUCAGUACGUAGCGCGCCCUCGCACCGACGACUCACGCCUCACGUCUUGCAGCGCGACAAUACCACGCGACGCGUAUUUGAACGCGAUCGUACGUAUAUAA